Molecule: messenger RNA, 2442 nt
Organism: Anguilla rostrata (American eel)
Lineage: Eukaryota; Metazoa; Chordata; Actinopteri; Anguilliformes; Anguillidae
Product: ribose-phosphate pyrophosphokinase 2
Exons: 7
Coding region: 177-1133 (318 amino acids)
Biological process (GO): 5-phosphoribose 1-diphosphate biosynthetic process; purine nucleotide biosynthetic process
Cellular component (GO): ribose phosphate diphosphokinase complex; cytoplasm
Molecular function (GO): ATP binding; magnesium ion binding; ribose phosphate diphosphokinase activity
Source: RefSeq, a predicted model, not a curated record
GGGAGGGGGAAUGGGCAGGUCCGGCGCAUCAUUUCCUUUAGAAUUUGGAGCACGCAGCUUUGCCGUCCCAGUGAGUAUGCGAGAACAUUAGCUCUUGUAUGCACGUACACAUUCCACCCAAGAAGAUUUGACCGAAUUUAAGACCGAAACAUUUCGGUAGCACGGUUACCGCUGCCAUGCCAAAUAUCGUUUUGUUCAGCGGAAGCUCGCACCAUGAUCUGUCACAGAAAGUGGCUGACAGACUCGGUUUGGAAUUAGGAAAAGUGAUUACGAAGAAAUUCAGCAACCAAGAAACAUGCGUGGAGAUCGGCGAGAGCGUGCGUGGGGAGGACGUCUACAUCGUGCAGAGCGGCUGUGGCGAGAUCAACGACAACCUGAUGGAGCUGCUGAUCAUGAUCAACGCCUGCAAGAUCGCCUCUGCCUCCCGCGUCACGGCCGUCAUCCCCUGCUUCCCCUACGCCCGGCAGGACAAGAAGGACAAGAGUCGCGCCCCCAUCUCCGCCAAGCUGGUGGCCAACAUGCUGUCCGUGGCGGGAGCCGAUCACAUCAUCACCAUGGACCUCCACGCCUCCCAGAUCCAGGGCUUCUUUGACAUCGCCGUGGACAACCUGUACGCCGAGCCCGCGGUCCUGCAGUGGAUCCGGGAGAACAUUCCGGAAUGGAAGAACUGCAUCAUCGUGUCGCCGGACGCCGGCGGCGCGAAACGCGUGACGUCCAUCGCCGACCGGCUGAACGUGGAGUUCGCGCUCAUCCACAAGGAGAGGAAGAAGGCCAACGAGGUGGACCGCAUGGUGCUGGUGGGCGACGUGAAGGACCGCGUGGCCAUCCUGGUGGACGACAUGGCCGACACCUGCGGCACCAUCUGCCACGCCGCCGACAAGCUGAUUUCUGCCGGAGCCACUAAAGCCUACGCCAUCCUGACUCACGGAAUCUUCUCCGGCCCGGCCAUCUCGCGCAUAAACAACGCGCCGUUCGAGGCGGUGGUCGUCACCAACACCAUCCCCCAGGAGGAGAAGAUGAGGCAGUGCCCGAAGAUCCAGGUCAUUGAUAUAUCCAUGAUCCUGGCUGAAGCCAUCCGGAGAACUCACAACGGAGAGUCCGUGUCCUACCUCUUCAGCCACGUGCCGUUGUGAGGGAGGGAAAGUGGGCGGUGCUCUCUCCCGAUUGGCCGGUUGGCUCGUGGCCAGUUUAGCCCUCCCUGGCUGAAAUCGAGCCCAUUGGUGGGAGGUUCCCAUGUGACUGACUGUUUCCAUUGACGUUUCCCCUAGUGGAUCACCACCUAUUUAUAUUACAGAUUUCUUUUUUUUUUUUUUGUUUGUUUCUUAUUAUACAUGUUCCUUAGCACCGAAACUCAAAAUGUCCAAAUGUUGCCCAAAUCCAGAGUUUUGUAGACUUAUUGUUUGUACCGCAUUGUAAAGGCACUGUAAAUUAAUAAUUCCCUUAAGUAAAAAGUAAGAUUUGGUUUUUAUGAAUGGUUGCUAUGAUAUGGGGGUUUCUGGACAGCAGGUUUAUCAGAAUGGGGGGGGAGGGGGGGGUUCUUCUGAGGGCUAGAGUCUGUGGACAUGCUCUUGUACCCUUAUACUGUAGCGAAUCCUAAAUGUAAUAAUUAUUAUUAUUAUUAAUUAAUAAUAAUAAUAACAAUAAUAAUAAUAAUAAGUAAAUGACACAGUAAAGUAUGAGACUGCACGAACAGUUCCAGCACAGUGUUUAAACCGCAGAGGUGGACGUCAGGUGACACUGUGUGAGGGUAUUUGAGCAUUUCCAUUGGCUGGGGCUAAUUUUUCCCACGCUAAUUUAGUAAAGAAAGGUACGUGUCCGGUUCCCUGUUUAAUCUCUAGGUUGUUCCCCGUGAAACGUUUCCCAUGAGCUGGGAAGGGAUCAGAAUUAUGACGCGCUCUGACCAUAGUGUGUAGACACAUACAGAGUUAUUACUUGACAAAUUAACAUCAGCUGUGUGUACUUUUUUUUUUUUUUCAAACAUUAUGUUAACAUGCUAAAACGUGCAACAAGUAAAGCCUUUUAAUUUUCUUUCUCGGCAUAUGCUUCUAACUUUUUCAGGGUUGGAUGUUAUAUUAUUUUUUUUUAUGGAAUAUUGCUCGUUCAUAGAUUUCUUCUGUGCUUUGAUGAUCAUGAGCAAACUACAGUGAGAGGGGUUUUUUUUUUCGAGCUUUAAAAAUAUGCUGAGAUUUAUAGUCGAAUCCUUGCUUCGCGUAGUAAAAGGUGUAUGCACAAUCCUUGCUAUAAGGUCACAUUUCAGGUGUCUGAUGUCCCUGGUGGGGGUGGGUGGGGUCCUCUUAUGGAUAAGGUUUCCUUCAGGGUUUCUGUCUACUCCAUUCAUCAGCACAAGGCAGAAACCGUUCCACACAAACAAAGCGUUUUCAGAUUAUUUUUUCCCCAGAAUAUUUCCAAAGUCUUUCUAUGACAAUAAAAGUAUGAGAAUAA